Aplosporella prunicola CBS 121167 is the source of this 867-nucleotide messenger RNA. RefSeq lists its product as uncharacterized. Gene Ontology annotation, molecular function: ATP binding; protein serine/threonine kinase activity. The record is from RefSeq and is a predicted model, not a curated record. Lineage: Eukaryota; Fungi; Ascomycota; Dothideomycetes; Botryosphaeriales; Aplosporellaceae. Bases 1 to 867 code for a protein of 288 amino acids. Gene Ontology annotation, biological process: protein phosphorylation. The transcript is spliced from 2 exons. Gene Ontology annotation, cellular component: nucleus; EKC/KEOPS complex; cytosol.
AUGACGACGACAACGACGACGACAACCACCGAAACCCCACACCACACGCUCCCAGGCAUUUUCGCAUCUUCCACACCCGCGCCCGAGCUCCUAACCCAAGGCGCCGAAGCGCUGGUAUACAAGACGGGAUUCCUGCACGCCAAUGGCAGCGAUAAGGAACCCAUGGCCGCGGCGCUGAAGUUUCGCCCCGCAAAGCCGUAUCGCCAUCCGGUGCUGGACCGGCGCUUGACGCGGCAGCGCGUGCUCGCGGAGGCGAGGGUGCUGGUGCGGCUGAGGAGGGAGGGCGUGGCUGUGCCGGCUGUGCUGGCGUGUGAUUGGGAGGCGGGCUGGCUCCUCCUCGAAUGGAUCCAAGGGCAGACGAUCCGCGCCUGCCUCGACCAGUACCUGCACGCGAUGCACGCGCCGGCAGCCGAGCACGCGCCCCACGCCGACGGCGAGGAGAGGCACACGGCGGGCGACGAGGCGGCGCUCAGGGCCGCGGCGCCGGAGCUCUGGGCCCUGAUGACGCGGGUCGGGCGCGCCGUGGGCAGGAUGCACAGCGUGGGCUGCGUACACGGCGAUCUCACGACGUCGAACCUGAUGCUCAGGCCGCCGCAGGCUGCUGCCUCCGCGUCUUCCUCUGAGGCGCUGGCUGGCGCCGUCAUCAUUAUUGAUUUCGGCCUUGCGGCUCAGACCGUCCAGGAUGAGGACAAGGCCGUCGAUUUGUAUGUCCUUGAGCGUGCGUUUGGCAGCACGCAUCCGGCUGCUGCGCCGUUGUUCGGGGAGGUGUUGAGCGCGUAUGGCGCGAGUUAUUCGGGGGCCAAGGUCGUGCUAAAGCGGUUGGAGGAUGUGAGGCUGCGGGGCAGGAAGAGGAGCAUGCUUGGCUAA